CAAAGGGUUCCUGCCCGCUAACGCCCUCAACCUCCCUCCCUCCUUCCCACCUCCAAACCAUCGCAUCCUCCAUCUGCACCUGAGCAGCACAACCACACAAACACACUCUUCAGCAUUACUCCUCUCUCUCUCUCUCUGGAUCCUGCCAUAGAGAAGAUUCCACUCGUUUGUCGACUUUCCUUCGAUGCUCACACCCUCUCGGUCAAUUGUAUCACACCAUCUCUAUACCGACUCUCUCUCGUAUUCCCCGAUCUUGCCUCUUUGCUGCCGGUCAGAAAGGAGUUGCUCGCAACGCGACAGAACUCACGAAACUCUCUCUCUGCCCACUUCUCCUCCUCCACAUUCGUGUCACCUAGCUCUAGGUGACCUGACCUAGUCUUUGAGGCACACGCAAUAUUGACAAAGCACUGUCGUGGUCUGGAACGGUCAUCACAGCCCCAGCGUCUUUUCUGGUACCUUUGGAUUGGAGCCCACUCAAUCUCAAUCACCUCGCCGUCCUCCCACGCUGGCUCACGCUCGUUCAAGCACAAUUGAGGCACCUCAUACUCUCAAGACGUACUCAGCCCGUGUGGCGAUCGACAUCUUCGACAACGAGUCGGUCGCCAUCUGACAAUGUCGUCUUCAGGCAAUUCUCCGCCACCUCCUCGAGUACCCCCUCACAUCAGGCUGAACUCGGGCCAGGAAGAUAUCCUCAACGCAAACAAUAACAGCUCCUCACGAACCUUGGUCCCUACAUCCUCUAGACCCACCACCGGCCCUAGUUCCCGCCUCAACAACGUCUACAACUCUAACCAAGUUCAAGAUUCCGCCGAACGACUUCUACCUCCUUCCAGAAAUAGAUUUCGAGAUGCCUCCCCGUUGAGAUCUCCUGCGCGCUCCAGUUAUUCUUCCAGACGUUCAAGUUGGGAGUCGGACCGGAGCAGAGACAGCAGAGGUUAUGAGAAUCCGUUUCGCGAUUCAAGUCAGUCUCGACCGGGCUCUCGAGCAGGAAGCGAAGAAGAUGUCAAUACUCAGACCGUGAGUGAAAAGUACAAUAUUCUCCCGUCCGCGGGCCUGCUUUUGUUCCCGGAAGAUGUCGAGAAGGAUGAUUAUCUACACAAUCCUGACCCAAACGGCGAACAACGGGAUUGUGAUAUCUUCACGAAGCGUGGUAUUGUCAACGUAGGAAGCUUGGCUUUCAUCACACUUGGUCUGCUCGCCCUCUUUAUUGGGUAUCCUGUUGUGACGUUUGUACAGAAGAUCACAGCCAUUGCCGACCCGUGCUCAGCUAACCCAGACUGCAUUAAAUCUGUAGGCAAAGUGCCUCUCCUGAAGAAUAUGCGACAUGGUCUGAUCGACCCUGCAACGCCACAAUCCGCUCGCACCAAAAAGGACUUCCACGGCAAGACAUGGAACCUGGUCUUCUCCGAUGAAUUCUCCACACCAGGACGCACCUUCUAUGAAGGUGAUGAUCCAUAUUGGACGGGCAUGGACUUUUGGUACGGCGUGACCAGAGACCUUGAGUGGUACGAUCCAGAUGCUGCGACAACCAACGACGGCGUGUUGGAAUUGCGCUUCGAUGCCUUUCAGAACCACGGCCUCAACUACAGGUCUGGCAUGAUACAGUCCUGGAAUCAAAUGUGCUUCAAAGGUGGCAGACUGGAAGCUAGUAUCUCGUUACCUGGUCGUGGUGAUACCGUGGGGUUCUGGCCCGGUUUUUGGGCGAUGGGCAACCUGGGCAGAGCAGGCUAUGCCGCCACAACGGACGGACUCUGGCCCUAUUCAUAUGCCGAUGUCUGCGACGCCGGCAUAACUGCCAACCAGAGUUCUCCAGACGGUAUCAAUUUCCUUCCUGGCAUGCGGCUACCAGCUUGUACUUGCAGCGGCGAAGACCAUCCCAGCCCUGGAAAGUCUCGAUCCGCACCGGAAAUUGAUGCCCUAGAGGCCAGUAACGCGCCAUACGAUGAAACGGGAUAUGUCAUCGGCCACGUUUCUCAGACCUUUCAAGUUGCCCCCAUGGAUAUCUGGUAUCAACCCGAUUACGACUUUGUUGAGGUCUUUGACGAUACUAUCACGCACAUGAACGAGUAUAAAGGAGGCCCCUUUCAGCAAGCUGUAUCUGGCCUCUCGAACUUGAACAAUGACUGGUAUGACGGCAAAGCUUACCAGGUUUAUGCCUUUGAGUAUACUCCCGGAGCUACGGGAGACGUGAUCUGGUACGUGGGAGAGGAUACGCCCGUCUGGCGCCUAGCAGGUCAGGCCCUGGGACCCAACGGAAACGUGGCACAAAGACCUAUACCAGAAGAGCCCAUGUACAUCAUCACCAAUUUCGGCAUGUCGCCAGGGUUCUCACCACUCAACAUGACUGGGCUUGCACCUUUGAUGCCAGCCAAAAUGAGAGUCGACUAUAUCCGUGUUUACCAGGGAGACGACAUGGAACUGAGCUGCGACCCUGAGGGCUACGAGACAACACAGUACAUCAAAGAUCAUAUUGAUAUAUACACGAAUCCCAAUAUCACUACUUGGCCCGACACUGGCUAUGCGUGGCCCAAGAAUGAAUUGGUGGAUGGAUGUUAAUGCUAAUCUAUAAUUUGCGCGACCAUGACCGACAACGUACUCGAAUGUACAGAAUCUUUGAAUUUGCUCGAUUUAGCGGCAUGUCACUAAGCACUGUGGCGUUGUGGGAAUCUUUCGAUUAUCAGGGACGAUUGUUGAACCAGGAACUCGUCCCUUGGGCGGGACGGACCUUUUGCACAACUCCAUCUAAACUCACGAGUCAUACGGGAAUGACGACGGUUUCCCAGUAAAUCAGGGUGAUUGAACCUUUUUUUUUGUUUUGUUUUAGAGAGUCGCCGCUGGUCGUCCACAAAUCAGUUACUACUGGGGAAGAGGAUGAAUUGGACAUUGACACAAUGAUCGAAUUGUGCGUGGGCAGGCGUUGAGAAAUGAGGGAGUCGAGUUCUGUGGACGAUGAAGGUGCUCUGGGUAAAAGCUCUUAUAGACGCUCGAAAAGCUUGUAGAUAUACCCGACAUUGGAUUAAGCACCUA
Messenger RNA from Exophiala mesophila, 3027 nucleotides. RefSeq lists its product as uncharacterized. Bases 613 to 2556 code for a protein of 647 amino acids. The record is from RefSeq and is a predicted model, not a curated record. The transcript has 3 exons. NCBI's taxonomy places the organism in Eukaryota, Fungi, Ascomycota, Eurotiomycetes, Chaetothyriales, Herpotrichiellaceae. Gene Ontology annotation, molecular function: glucosidase activity. Gene Ontology annotation, cellular component: endoplasmic reticulum membrane; plasma membrane. Gene Ontology annotation, biological process: (1->6)-beta-D-glucan biosynthetic process; fungal-type cell wall organization.